Messenger RNA from Aspergillus fischeri NRRL 181, 267 nucleotides. RefSeq lists its product as uncharacterized. Lineage: Eukaryota; Fungi; Ascomycota; Eurotiomycetes; Eurotiales; Aspergillaceae. The transcript is spliced from 2 exons. Bases 1 to 267 code for a protein of 88 amino acids. The record is from RefSeq and is a predicted model, not a curated record.
AUGGAUAUCAACCAGUUUAUAAGUCCUGCGGAUGAGGAGUAUACCGUGGAUCAACAAGAUGAGGAGGAUGAUGAUACUAUAGAGCCUCUCCCUCAGAUUUCACCUGCGGAUGCCUUAGAAAGCCUUUAUAGGCUACGCCUCUAUGAGGAGCAGCAGGUUGAUGCAGAUAAGGCUCUUAUAAAGAGUUUUAUGCAAUAUGAAAGGGUGAUUCUGAAGAGAAAGAUUGAAAGCCUGCGCCAGGGCGAUAUCCGACAGUUUUUUGGGUAG